Molecule: messenger RNA, 767 nt
Organism: Phragmites australis (common reed)
Lineage: Eukaryota; Viridiplantae; Streptophyta; Magnoliopsida; Poales; Poaceae
Product: protein CHLORORESPIRATORY REDUCTION 42, chloroplastic
Exons: 2
Coding region: 172-594 (140 amino acids)
Biological process (GO): NADH dehydrogenase complex (plastoquinone) assembly
Source: RefSeq, a predicted model, not a curated record
UUCAUUUCUACCGGCCAGUUUUUAUGCAGGUUACGGAUUAGAUAGCACACGAAAUGGAUAAGGGAGCAACAGGGCGCAGCGCACAGCAACCGUUCACUUCCUCUGUCGUUCACAAGUCCUCCCCUGCAUAGAAUCGAAUACUUGCCUCUCUAUGUGUUUUUAGUUGGUAGAAUGCUACGCCAAAUUCUUGCGGCAGCAACCGCUGCCGUGUAUUCGUCCCACGCCUCGCCAGCACAAGUCCCGGCUUCUCCGGUGCGCCGACGUCCCGGUGGCGUCGCCGUCCGGUGCGCGCCGAGCGGCGGCGGCGGCGGCGGCGGCGGCGCACCUGCAGGCGACAAGAAAUCGAAGCUCAAGGUAGGCUCGCCGAUCGUCAUCCUGGAGGCGCCUACGAUGCUGAAGACCGCCGCGUCGGUGCCGUCGCUCCGGCACAACAGUGGCCAAGUCAAGGCCGGCGACGUCGGAAGGGUCAUGGCGCGGAAGCCGAAGGACGUCUGGGCCGUGCGGCUCGCCGUCGGCACGUACCUGCUGGACGGCAAGUUUUUCAGGCCCUUAGAUGUUGUUGAUGAAGACGGUGACGAGUCCCCAGAUGAAUGAGCAGUUAAUGCAUUGUUGCAUGUCAAUACUGAUGCGUGAUUGCAAAUGUAAGAUUCAUGAUGCAUGACUUGUGCUGAGAGUGCGCAAACAUAAAUCAUAUCACCAAUGUCAUGUAAGGUUUAUGAUGUUUAACUGCCAGAGAUGGAAAGCCAAUACUUAAGACAUUCAAACUC